Kalmanozyma brasiliensis GHG001 is the source of this 255-nucleotide messenger RNA. RefSeq lists its product as uncharacterized. The record is from RefSeq and is a predicted model, not a curated record. The annotation marks the transcript as partial. Lineage: Eukaryota; Fungi; Basidiomycota; Ustilaginomycetes; Ustilaginales. The transcript has a single exon.
AUGGCUGCCGAUAUCGGUUCCUACUAUGGAACCACAAACAACCAAAAGCUUCCUGCGCUCUCGGAUUCUAUCAACUUCUUCAAGUGGAAAGUCGACUCCGAGAACAUCCUAAUGCAGAAGGGACCAGGCGUAUACGAUGCGGUUAUGCUCGAUGACCCUGCUCCAGACGUUACCAGCGAUGAUUACAACGCGUGGCGACGCAGCAACCUUAUCGCUAAGGGACUGUUGCUUGCCAGCAUGUCUAUCGGGGUUAGG